Schizophyllum commune H4-8 is the source of this 2205-nucleotide messenger RNA. RefSeq names its product glycoside hydrolase family 16 protein. Gene Ontology annotation, molecular function: glucosidase activity. Bases 124 to 1929 code for a protein of 601 amino acids. Gene Ontology annotation, biological process: (1->6)-beta-D-glucan biosynthetic process; fungal-type cell wall organization. Gene Ontology annotation, cellular component: plasma membrane; endoplasmic reticulum membrane. The transcript has 14 exons. The record is from RefSeq and is a predicted model, not a curated record. NCBI's taxonomy places the organism in Eukaryota, Fungi, Basidiomycota, Agaricomycetes, Agaricales, Schizophyllaceae.
CCAGUUCUUUCCUCCCUCCGCCAUCUUCACCUCCCCCAACGUCGCGCGCAGGCGCAGCCCUCCCCUUCGUUUUCUAUAAUUUCGAGCCCACGGGUCCCCCCACUCGCCGCGAUGUCCCCUUCAAUGGAGUCGACAUCGACGAGGCAGCAUAUGAGGCCGAGUCGAGAAACUUCGACCGCGAGCCUCAUACCUCCCAACGCGCAGUUCUCGCAACGACCAACAUCCAUCAGCUCGUUCAACAGCGUGGCAAAUCUAGACCAUGCCUACCAGAUUGCCGGCACCGUCCGCUCAACACCCAGCGCAGCUUCCCUCGCGAAGCUCAACGCGUUUACCCUGUCCCCCGACCCCUCGCAAUGGGGCUCGCGCGUCGCCAUGCACGAGACCGAGCCGGAUGACGACCUCCACAACCCAGACCCCGGACGCGACCGCCAUACCGACCUGCGCUGGGGCAUGAUCACUAAACGAGGGCUCGCGAACAUCGGCUGUCUGGCAAUCCUCCUGGCCGCGAUAAUGACGCUGUUCGCCGGCUACCCCAUCAUUUCCUACGUCCGGUCGCACACGCAGUCGACGAACGGCGGCUUUAAUCUGGGUGGCGUGAAUGCGUCAGGCCAGAUCCCCGAGAUGACAGGCAAUUUCGGGCUGAUCGACAACGACACACCGGACGACGUGAAGACGAAGACCGGGUACACGUACGGCGAAACCUAUGAAUUGGUGUUCAGCGACGAGUUCAACCAGGACGGACGUACCUUCUACCCCGGUGAUGACCCAUAUUGGGAGGCCGUCGACUUGCACUACUGGGUCACGAACAACAUGGAGUGGUAUGACCCCGAGGCGGUCACGACAUCCGAUGGCUCGCUCGUCAUUACCCUUUCGAAGAAGGAGACGCACGAUUUGGAUUAUCAGGGUGGGAUGUUGUCGACGUGGAAUAAGUUCUGCUUCACGGGUGGCAUUCUUGAGGCGUCCGUGUCGUUGCCAGGCUACAAUAAUAUCCUUGGGUUGUGGCCGGCUGUUUGGGCUAUGGGGAAUCUUGGACGUGCGGGCUAUGGUGCGACGCUGGACGGCAUGUGGCCGUACACCUACGACGCCUGCGACGUCGGGACCGUGGAAAAUCAGACAGUCAAUGGCGAGCCGUACGCCGCCACUGUCAACGGUGACGAGGACUACGGCGGCGUCCUGUCCUACCUGCCCGGCCAGCGACUCUCCCGCUGCACCUGCGACGGCGAGGACCACCCCGGCCCAAAGCACAGCGACGGCACCUACGUCGGUCGCUCCGCGCCCGAAAUUGACGUCUUUGAGGCGCAGAUCACCGACGACACCGGCUACGUCUCGCAGUCCGCGCAGUGGGCGCCGUUCAACGAGGCGUACGUGUGGAAGAACACGAGCGACAACUUCAUCAUCUACGACGAGAGCGUGAGCUCGUUGAACAGUUAUAUUGGUGGGAGGUACCAGCAGGCGACGUCGGUGGUGUCGAUGACGGAUCAGAAUUGCUACACGAAUGAGACGGGGUGCUUUUCGGUGUAUGCGUUCGAGUAUAAGCCGGGCUUUGAUGAUGGGUAUAUCACCUGGGUAAACAAUGGCGCGGCGGCUUGGACGAUCAAGGCGGCAGGUAUGGGAGCGGACGAUGCUGUUGAGAUUUCGGCUCGUCCAGUACCGCAGGAGCCCAUGUAUUUGAUUGCCAACUUGGGUAUGAGUACGAACUUCGGCUACGUCGAUGAGGACCACCUACCGUUCCCGACUAGCAUGUACAUCGACUGGAUACGGGUUUACCAGAGAUCGGACUCUAUCAACAUUGGCUGCGAUCCUGAUGACUUCCCGACCGCAUCCUACAUUGAGAAGUACAGCGAGGCGUACAACAACCCGAAUCUCACGACGUGGGUGGACGACUAUGGACAGACGAUACCGAAGAACAGUUUCCUUGGGGAGUGCUAGGUGUAUACCACGGGACGAUAGAGGGUGUCCCCGUGGCGCGUCGAGUGUCUCGCGCCGCCUAAUCUUGUGUAUUGCGGUAUACGGACUGUCGCUUGAACUAGACCCAGAUAGCGUAUGUAUACUGACUGUAGCCUGUACUAACACCUUUGGCUAUCGUUGCGGCGGAUUCUUCGGGAGAAGCAGGCUGGCGAUUGAAGAGGUAGGAAGUACGAGGUGGGGCGUGUUCGGAUUUAGUCGCGAGCAUGAGGCUCGCAUCGGGUGGUCGGGCCGGGUGGG